This is a messenger RNA of Centropristis striata (black sea bass), 3735 nucleotides long. RefSeq names its product collagen alpha-1(VIII) chain-like. The transcript is spliced from 4 exons. Gene Ontology annotation, molecular function: protein binding. Bases 351 to 2555 code for a protein of 734 amino acids. NCBI's taxonomy places the organism in Eukaryota, Metazoa, Chordata, Actinopteri, Perciformes, Serranidae. The record is from RefSeq and is a predicted model, not a curated record.
UUGGUUGGCAUGGCCGCCAUGUUUAGGUUAGUUUGUGCAGCGGUAACAUCCAGUAAGCACUCAUUAGCUUUGAUUUUUGAUGCAUUUUUCUUGCAUGACUGUUCGAUAUCAAUGCCUCGACUGGAAAAAGAAAACUUUUUUCUUUUUUUCUUCAUCCUGCUUGAAUUCUUGGAACAAUGCACAAGCCACUUUCGGGAUGGCACGGCCCAGCAGGACUGCAGCUAGCACCUGGCUGGAUCCUCCGUGCAUGGCCGCCUUCCCACUCAUGCCUUGGAAAAGACCCAGAAAAGUGACCCGAAGUGAGGGGAAGUAGAGGAAGAAGGGCCAGCAACCACCUAAAAAUCAGAAUAAUGGCGGCUGUACCCCUCCACUCUCUACUCAUCACAGUGUCCCAGUUGUGUUUAUUACAACAGGCCCAUGGUGGGGCGUAUUAUGGACAUAAACAGCCACCACAGCAGCACCCGCCUUUGCCACAGUACAAUGAUGGGUACCCUCAGCAACAGUUUUUGGGAAAUGAGAUGCCACAACUGCCUUAUGGCAACGAAGGGCCAGUACUGCCUCAGUAUGGGAAAGAGCUUCCUCAGCUGCCCCUGACUAAAGGCAAAGGACAAACAUUCCCCAGAGGGGCUAAAGGUCCACCCCCACUUGUUCCUGGUGGAGAAGGUCUUAGAGAGGGACCACAAGGAGUUCAGGGCCCCCCAGGACCAACAGGACCCCCAGGACCACAAGGCCCCCCUGGGCUACCAGGCCAGGGAUUGCCAGGGCUACCAGGAAAGCCAGGGCCUCCUGGUCCUCAAGGCUACCCAGGAAUCGGGAAACCUGGCAUGCCAGGAUUGCCAGGAAAACCUGGAGGACCUGGAUUGCCAGGACCAAUGGGUGAACUUGGUCCUCAUGGCGGUGAAGGACCAACUGGACUUCCUGGGCCUCCAGGGCUCCCAGGUCCCCCAGGACUGCCAGGGAUUUCAAAACCAGGAGGUCAGGGGCUGCCUGGCUUUCUGGGCUCUCAAGGGGAGCCUGGCCUAAAAGGACAACCUGGGUUUCCUGGUCCUCCAGGCCCCAAGGGAGAAAAAGGAAAUGGUCAGCCUGGCUUGCCAGGUUUGAAAGGACCAUCAGGACCACCUGGUCCAUCUGGAAAUGUGGGUGUCCCUGGUGUUGGCAAACCUGGCUUAAAUGGUCUACCUGGACAACCAGGAAUACCAGGAAAACCUGGCCCUCCUGGAGAGUCAGGCCCGGCAGGGCAACCUGGUGACAGAGGCCAACCAGGCCCACCAGGCUUGCCAGGAAUUGGAAAACCAGGAAAAGAUGGUUUCAGAGGGCAACCAGGACCUUCUGGAGGGAAAGGGGAAUCAGGGCCUCAUGGUUUACCAGGGGGUCCAGGAUUGCCAGGUUAUGGUAAACCAGGGUUUCCAGGCCCAAAGGGUCACAAGGGACACGCAGGUCUUCCUGGACCUACAGGCCUAAAAGGUGAUAAAGGUCAUGGAGGUCUACCAGGGGUCAUCGGUGCCACUGGUCCUAGUGGUAUUCCUGGCCCACCAGGACCGAUCGGGCCUUCCGGUAGUCUUGGCUUCCCAGGGCAAAAGGGAGAGGAUGGUUUUGGGGGGCAAAAAGGAAAUCCAGGAAUGAAGGGUGAUUUAGGUCCCCCAGGUCUUCCGGGACAGCCGGGUAUGUCGGGUGGGGGUGGACAACCAGGACCAAGAGGUUUACAAGGGCCCAGUGGCCCAAAAGGAGAAGCUGGUGUUAAGGGUGUACCUGGUGCCCCUGGUGCUGCAGGAUUAACUGGACCAAGAGGAGAAGGGGGACAAUCUGGAGAUAAAGGCUACCAGGGACCACAAGGUAUCCCAGGGCUUACAGGACCAGGGGGACCAAUUGGACCUCCUGGACUGCCAGGACAAAAAGGCGAAACUGGCCUACCUGGUAAACCUGGAUAUCCUGGUGAGGGAAAGCAUGGACUCCCUGGUCAUAUUGGUCCUCAAGGUAACACCGGGCCAAGUGGCCCAGCUGGACUUCCAGGGCAACCAGGACCACCUGGACCCCCAGGUCCUCCAGGACUGCCUGCUGCAUCUCCUGACCUCGGACAGAUCCUUCCUGUGACGGGCCCCUACGCUGGCCAAACUUACAAGAAGCCAAAGAAUGGGGGCGACAUUGGUGGAAAUGGCGUGGAGAUGCCUUCGUUCACAGCUAAGCUCACGAAUCCAUUCCCUCCUGUUGGCUCUCCUGUCAUCUUUGACAAGCUCAUACACAAUGGCAAUCAGGACUACAAUCCCCAAACUGGCAUUUUCACCUGCAGUAUACCAGGUGUCUACUACUUUGCCUACCAUGUCCACUGCAAAGGGGGUAAUUUGUGGGUUGCCCUAAUGAAGAACAAUGAGCCAGUAAUGUACACAUAUGAUGAAUACAGUAAGGGCUUGUUGGAUCAGGCGUCAGGGAGUGCUGUACUCCCGUUGCGACAAGGAGACUCUGUGCAUAUACAGCUGCCAUCUGACCAGGCUUCAGGACUUUAUGCCGGUCCGUAUGUCCACUCCACAUUUUCUGGAUUCUUAUUGUACCCGAUGUAAGAAAUGUGUUCAAAUGGUAUUUUUUGCCAUAUUUAUGGUAAAACUACUGCAGUCUCAAAGGUACAAUUUAGGUCAGGUUAAAUAGUUUACAAUGAAUGGAGGCAGAAUAAUCUUUGCAUCACAUCUUACAUACAUCAAUGGAGUCUUUAGGCAGCAGUUAAACAAUUGGCAGUUUGUACAGUGUAUGAAUAUAUGGCGGUUGGCAAUGAUAUGUAAGAAACAAACAUUCAUAUCAUGGUUAUGGAGGGCAGAGAGGGUCAAAACACUACCAAAUAUAUCUGUUGUCAUGACUCUUGUAUGUUUACAUUGAGCAUUUAUUCUUAUAUCCACCCACACACAAUAUAUCAAUGUUCAUGUCACAGCUGGAAUAACUUCUGUAACAACUUUGCUUAACAACAGCUUUGCAUAACUGUAUCAUUUUCACUCAAUUUUGGCUUUACAGUAUAUACUGUAUACAGGGCACAUAACAUAUUGGUUUCAUUGUACAAUGUAUUUACUCACAGCCAUUAGUACAUAAUGUUGGGUUAUGUAUUUAGGGUCAUCAUAUUAACUUAUUGUUUGUCUUUUUACAUUAUUUUGAAAAUGCAGCUUUUUAUACAACAAAAUCUUAAUAAAUAUUGACAUAUCACAGUAUUUGGGUGAGUUUUUAAUCAAAUUUCAUACCAGUCAACAACAGAACAGUUUUGUCCACAGUUUGGCAUUAUUUUUUAAUAAUUUUCAUUUGACCAUUUGAUGUCAUGAUUUGUCUUGUUUGGUUUGAAUAAACAAUAAGUUUUUUUUGUGUGUUUUUUUUUCAAGUUUUUUUCAGUUUGUCAGUAUUCUCUAUAAUUUAUUUGUUUGACUACUGAUUAUUUGGGAUUGUUGAUUUCUGUGUGUUGACAGUAAAUGGUCGAUUUCAUUCCAAAAUGCAGAACGUACAUUUUUAGUGGCAAAAGGUAAGCAAUAUUAAAAAAAUGUGUUUAAACCCAUCACCAUCCAUACCAUCAUGUGUUAGUUUCUUUUUAUUUUGUACUUUAUUUCUUCAAACUGUGGAUGUGCCAUUUUGGAAUGAAAUUCUUUAAGAUGUUUUUUUCCCCUCUCCUUCGGACAAUGGUGCACAGCAUGAAAUGGGAAAUUGUGCCUUAAGUAUGUGAAUAUUGUUCCUAUGAUUGGUUAGAUAUUGGUUUAAUAAAGAAAUAAA